AUGCUGAAGAGGAGCACCGCCCAGAUCGAGGCGGCGCUGAGGAAGAAGCGCCGGAUGACGUCGAAGCAGGUCCCGGAAGCAGCUGGGGCCCCCAUCAAGUUCUCCAAGGGAGCCGGGGCUGGGCCGGCUUCCAGCAUUGUGUCGCCGCCGCCUGUGCAGCGAGCGAGGAGGGAGCCGACUCCGCAGCCUCCACCUCGGGCGCGCGCGCUGCCGGUCUUCCCGCCGCCUGCCGCGGGGGCGGGGACUUCAUCUUCCGCACCGUCACCAAGCGCUCCCCGGAUCCGGCUCUCGGGCGAGCCGGCCCGCCGGUCAAGCCAGCCGACCAUCGGCGGCAUUCUCCAGCGCCGCUGGCCCGAAGGGCCGCCAGCAGGGGCAGGCGGGGCCGCGCCUGUGGUCAUCGUCGUCGACGCAAGCCCAAGGGCUGCACCGACGCCGCCUGUUGUUUCUUCCGGCCAGGCGGGCCAGGACGUGCCGCCUCCGGCUUCGGAGCCGUCCAGGGAGGAGCCGGUUGCGUCAGCCGACGCGGAUGCCCGGGCGCUGGUUAAGGCCAAGGGCCCGGCGAAGGAGCCCCAGGGGUCUGAGCAGCCGCUGGUGAGCCUGCAUGUGUCGCCAGCCGCCUCGCUUCUAAACGCUGUCUCCGCUCCCGACUCCAGCCUGGGCUCAGCCGGCACCAUGGAGAAGGAGUGGCGCGAUGCCGAUGUGCACGAGGUGACGAGCUGGGACAAGCGGAAGGGAAUGGCCUCCAUGGAGAUGUUCUUCUCCGACUUCCGCGCCUUCGCCGAUGCCACCGGUGCUGAAGCCAACAACCGCCUGAAGCGGAUAGAGAAGGUCCACAAGUCGGUUACUGACAAGCGGACCGAGCUGUACAACCGGCUUGUGGCCAGCUAUCACAAGGCCAAGGCCGACCGCGCCGAGAUGGCCCGCGAGCUGGAGGUUGCCCAGGCUGCUGCUGCCCGUGUCCCUCAGCUGGAGGAGGACCUGCGGGCUGCGCGCGCUCAAUGCGCCGAGAGCGAGGAGGCGGCAAGGGCCCUGGUUGCCAAGGUGGAGGAGAACGAGGGAGAGCUAGCGCGCCUGCGCCAGCUCGAGGCCAACCACCUUGCCGAGCUUGACUCUGUCAAGCGGGUUGAGCAGGAGAAGGUGGACAACCUCAACCAGCGCCUGGGUGAGGUGGACGGGCAGUGCCGGCAGCUCCGUGAGGAGAUGGACACCUAG
Lolium perenne is the source of this 1212-nucleotide messenger RNA. The record is from RefSeq and is a predicted model, not a curated record. Lineage: Eukaryota; Viridiplantae; Streptophyta; Magnoliopsida; Poales; Poaceae.